This is a messenger RNA of Trypanosoma brucei brucei TREU927, 1005 nucleotides long. RefSeq lists its product as hypothetical. The record is from RefSeq and is a predicted model, not a curated record. Lineage: Eukaryota; Euglenozoa; Kinetoplastea; Trypanosomatida; Trypanosomatidae. The transcript has a single exon. The coding region runs from base 1 to 1005 and encodes 334 amino acids.
AUGAUGACAUUGCGUUCCUCAACGUCACUGCAGAGCGACCUUAGUCGGUUCAUCUUCCCGCUUGCUCGAAGCCUGCGGCACGAUAAGGUUUCAGGCGCUGUUACUGACGCCUCACCAGUAGGUUCCGUCACGGCAAGUGGUAGGCACAAUGCUGCCGAAUAUGUCAAGCCAGAAGGAUUCUGCAAAUCUCACCAGCGUACUCCUGGUGUUAGAAAAACUGUCACAUAUUUCUCACCUCAUAUGAAUGCGCUGCUAAACCGGCCAUUUGGAUCGACAGGCACCAUUGACACUAAUGUGCCUCUUUACCAAUGCCCCAUAUGUUCAUGCGGCUCCUCUGCAGAAGGUGAUAUCAAGCGCCAUAUGCAACCAUGGAUGGACCCACAAGAGAUGACGAGACACAUGAGUUGGUUACACGCCUCCAGUGGCUACACUCAGUCUAAUUUUUCCAUUUAUAAUGCUGGGGAAAUGCGGCGGCUCUGCAAGUCGUUGCCUUGCUCAUCUGCUGAUGACCCUCGUGAGGAAACAGCAAUGAAACCGCGUGUUGUGCUGAUGCUUGACGUCGCUAACAUUGAGCUAAGUCUUGAGGAUGUUCUCAUUCAACUCCUAACCAGUGAAGAGAGUAUUCUAUUUUUUUCCCGCGUGGCAUGCGCCAUAGUAUGUGUGCAUGAGGUUUUUAUUCCUCACACCUCACGCCCCGGCCACAUUUUCUUUCAACUUUCCCGCCUAAAUGCAUUGUCGGAUAUUUUCACUUUGUACGCCGCAACACGCAUUGAGUCCGGUGAUUUACUUACCGCCGCGCUCAUGGGUGAGCUGCUCUUUCAGGACAUGAGGGGAUGUGCGCCAUCUAUUGUGCUUCUCACCAGAGAUCAGCAGCAAAAAUUAUGUGUUUCCAACAUGUUCUCGGGAGUGGCGGGGCGCGGGGCUCGUGUUUUUCUUCCCCGCAUUACUGCUCAAAGCAUCCUUUGCUGCUUGAGAGAGGCAAACUUGGCGAGUAUGGGUUUAUGA